CUUCAUGCAUGUCAGUGUUUGUAGGUAAGCGGACAGACUUGAUCCGCACCGCUAUCCGCAUUCUCCGCGGUUUAGGUUUAACAGCAGCGUGAGCCAUGUCUUUCUUCUUCAAAGGAGCGGUUACAAGUUCUCCGGUUAAGACCAGGAGGCAGGAGGCUGAAUAUAUUUGUCACAGUCUUGACGUUUCUCACUUCUCUGACUCCUCCUUCGAGUGUUUCUCCACCAAUCCGCUGACAGGCUCCGUGUGCGCAUGCCGCCGAAGCCCCCGCCUACUAGCCAAUGGUUAUUAUGUUAUAACAGAGGACAGUUUUACCACAGAUGACGAGGGUAAUGUCACCCUGACUCCCUCACACACCAGCGUCUCAUACAAAGAGAAUCUUGUCCGCAUAUUCAGACGAAAGCGCCGGGCAAAAAAAUCACUGGCCAGUCUUCUUAGCGAUGUGAGCCAAUCAUGCCAAUCCUGGCUGGAAGGAAAUGUAUUUGGAAGAUCUGUCCCCGUUACCCCAUUCCAGUCAUCAUCAUUGGAGGAGUUGGAAAACAGCUAUGAGACAAACACACCCAUCAGCUUCACCUAUGAUCCCACAGAUCCUGUUUCCUCCCCUGAUAAAGUGCCUCCUCAGACUCAGUUAGAAGAGGAGGAGCCUCCAUGUGAGUCAUGCUCCGCCCAUGAACAAUUCAGCCAACCAGUGAGCGGCCUCCUAGAUGUUCCUCCCCCAUCCAUGUGUCAACUCAAUAGUUACAGCUCAUCCAGCAAGACAUCAGAAACUGUGCUCAUGAAAGUCCUUCUCCUCAUCCUUACUUUGUGCCUCUGCAUUGCCAUCUCCUCUGGGUGGCUGCUGGGAGGUGUUUCUGCAGCAGUGGCAUUCAUGGUUCUGCUUUCAUCUAUAUGUAUGUCUAAACCUGGAACCGCAGUGCGCUGGAGGAGAGCAAAAACUGAGGACAUCACCUCCAGAAACGAGUGAGGAGGAAUCACACACACUUACACACAUCUGUGUGAAGUCUGUCCAGAGGAAGUGAGUUUGUGGACACACAUCCUGCAUCAGAGUUAAAUAUUAGUUAUAGAUCAGUUUUUGUAGUGGUGUUUUCACUGAUCAGCUAAAGAGUUCUGAAUAUAAUAAUUACUGAAGAGUAAGAGUGACGGAACAAGUGAUGGCAGAUGACUGUCACAGGAAAUUUUACGUGCUAAGAUAAGCAUGCAUUUUUAAAAUAGAUGGACAUAUCAAUGCAGAAUGACCAUUCAGUAAAUGUUUAAGAGUUUGAUCAAUGUUCCUAAAUGAAAGACUGGAUGCAUUAUGCAUUAUUAUUGCAUUAUGAGUCAGUGGAGAUGCCCUGCAUGACAGAGCAUAGAAGCGAAAUGCAUCAGCUUGGCUUGGUUAGACUCUUCAACAUGGUGACCAGGGCAUUAUGUGUUAUUGCCCAGUUUGUUUAGUCAGAUUAUCAGAUUAUAAAAAAUAAAAAUUACUGCAAAACAUAGUUUAAUAUAAUGGCUUUGCUACAACUUCUCAAAAGUUAAAGAUUUCCUGCAAAGGAAAUGCCAGCUUAGCUUUUCACAGAUGCCUCAUAUUUGUCAAGUGCCUUUGUUAUACGAAACAGGAGGAGUGUUAUUGCCAUUUGCCAGGGUUAAAGUCACACAUCCAUGCUGUGUGAUUUAAGAGGGCUGAAAUUUUAAGCACAGAGUGCUGCUAAUAGGAGCGCAAUACUUAGAUUUAUUAUAAAAACCUUGCACUUAAAAUAGGAUUUAAAGCUCUUAUUUCACAAGGACUUAAGACAAUUAAACUUUGUUUGCAGGGAAUUAGUGCUGCCAAAGAAGAACAUGUUCUCGAUUUACUGUAUAAUAAGUAUAUAAUUUUGUCGCAUUCGUACAAGGCAGCUGCUCUCACAGAAAGUUAAGCUUGACUGUGAGUAAAAAGCAGUGUCUAUACAACAUGACCAAAAUGCAUGAACUUAUAUCCUCUGAAGGGAAUGGCUAGUUUCUGAUGCUUUUAUUAGGAUGAUGAAAACAUUUGCUUUUUUUUACACAAAGAUUCAAAGUUUGUAGACAGUGGAGUUUUUUAAAGGCAGCUCUGUUUUGAAGAGAACAAAGAGAUUCAUGAGGAAACAAAAGCAAAGCAAGGAUAAAAUUAAGUGUUUAAAGUAGUCGCAUCUCAAUUUUAGAGGUUUAAAACUAGAACGCAAACAUGUUUGAGACCAAGCCAAGGUGAAUAAGUGAAUUAUUAAAAUGCAUUUAUCUUAGCCAAUAGAUAUCUAAUGUGUUUAUAUGAACUGUACUGUCUUUGGUGUUUAAUGUAAAUGCUUUUGUAGUGCCCAUGAGCAAUGAAACAAGAAUGAAUAUUUCUCUAUAAAAUAGUCAAUAUUUACUGUAAAAUGUUCUGUAGAAUAUGUAUCAUUAUUAGGGGCCAAGCACUGAAAGUUUAAAGGUGAGGAUAUUUCCUUUUUUCUUUUUUUCUUUUUUUGUUUAAAGGUGAGGAUGCUGAAUGGAUUUAAGCUGUUUCUGGCAAAACCAUACAUGACCAUGUAAUAUUAAAGGGCUGACGACUCCACCUAUUGGGCAAAAGUUAUAUUUAUAAUAAUUAUUAUUGUUAAUACAACAAUCAGUUAGAUGAGGGAUAUAAUCAAUUAGUCCAUUGUAUCCCUUCAGAAAUGGGAUAAAAAAUGUUGAAAAGAAAGAAAUGUGUUUUUAUUUAUUAAUAUUUUUCUAAUUAUAGAAUUAAUAAGUCACUGGGUACAGAGUUAAAAGGCAAGAUUAUUCCAAUAUGGCUGCUUUAAACCAUUAACAUUAUGAUUGGAUGUAAUUUCAUGCCAAAGCAUGUAGUAAAAUUAAGAUGGAAGUGCAAAAAGCACAUUCUCCACAUUCUCCUGUACUAAACAGGCCUCGUAAUCUGUUCACUGAUCAGUAAUCUGUUACAGAAUUCAGUGAGGCAAAUUAUUAUAUAAAAUUAUUUCCCUGCCUUUGAACUGAUGACGGCAGUGAACCUGUAACUGCAUUUAACAAUCGAAGAGAUAAAGAUUACUGUAAAUAGUAAAAACUUUAGUUAUGUAUUAUUCCACUGCAUGUUGAAAGAAAAAUGUGAAAUGUAUGUGGUUCAUGUAUACACUGUAAAAUAUAAUCUUAUUUUAUAGAAUAUAAUCUUAUGUAAUUUGCACAAACAUAAUUUGCCAUGUUAGAAAGUAUUAAAGGAGUG
Sinocyclocheilus anshuiensis is the source of this 3182-nucleotide messenger RNA. Its product is annotated as transmembrane protein 71. Bases 96 to 962 code for a protein of 288 amino acids. The record is from RefSeq and is a predicted model, not a curated record. Lineage: Eukaryota; Metazoa; Chordata; Actinopteri; Cypriniformes; Cyprinidae. The transcript is spliced from 10 exons.